Mytilus trossulus (common blue mussel) is the source of this 9665-nucleotide messenger RNA. RefSeq names its product papilin-like. The transcript has 48 exons. Gene Ontology annotation, cellular component: extracellular region. Bases 272 to 7549 code for a protein of 2425 amino acids. The record is from RefSeq and is a predicted model, not a curated record. Gene Ontology annotation, molecular function: serine-type endopeptidase inhibitor activity; protein binding. Lineage: Eukaryota; Metazoa; Mollusca; Bivalvia; Mytilida; Mytilidae. Gene Ontology annotation, biological process: negative regulation of peptidase activity; extracellular matrix organization.
AACGCGUACUGAUUAUUAGGUCGCUUUAAAACGAAUGAUAGUUAAUAAAAGUGUAACCGGAUAGACCAAAUUCAUUGAUAAUUUCUGUGUUUCAUGGCCUUUUAGUUGGCAUUAGGAAUUUUCAAAUUAAUCUCAAGUCUCAUUCUUCAAAACGUACUUUUAAUGCUGACAAAGUAAAGACAUACACAAAAGGACUGGUUAUAGGUACCAUUAAUAUCGGAGACCAAAAAGUCGCAUCAAUGACCGGUGAAAAAUUAUCCAGUGUGAUAAAAUGAGAAUCCACCUUCUGGUUUAUAUAAUUGUUUCUGUAACAGAAUAUAAGGUGUUAUGCCAGUCUAGUGGAUUUAAUGAGUGGAGUGGAUUUGGUGCAUGCUCACGAACUUGUGGAGGAGGAAUACAGUCCAGACAUAGAUCUUGUAUAGAUACAAGAAGAAUUGAAUUUUGCCAAGGGAAGAAAACAGAAUAUAGGACAUGUAAUACAAAGGAUUGUCCCAAAGGGUCAGGAGAUUUCAGAGCAGCCCAGUGCUCGGAGUAUAAUGCCAUACCUUUAGAUGGAAAGUCUUACAAAUGGCUGCCAUAUUAUGGAGGCGAUGAAUCUACUCAGUGCCAGUUGUAUUGUACAGCAGAACAAGAAUAUUUCUUUCACAAAUUGUCUGACAAGGUGAUAGAUGGAACACCUUGUAAUCAGGAGACCAAGAAUGUGUGUGUCAAUGGGAAGUGUAGGGGUGUUGGAUGUGACAGGGUACUAGAUUCUACAAAAGAAGAAGAUAAAUGUGGUAAAUGUGAUGGCAGAAAUCAUAACUGUAAAACAGUCACUGGAUCAUUGGGACGCAAAGGUCAAGAUAGAGUUCUGAGAAUUCCGUCCAAUGCAAGAUCAAUCAAAAUUACCUCACAAAAACCUGGACAAUCGUAUUUAGCUAUUCAGAAGGGUACAGAAUCUCUAACAUUAGUUGGUAACAUAGGACAGAAUGGUAAAGUGAUGUUGGUUUUACAAGGUCUAACAUUGGAGUAUCAUGUGACCAGUGAAGGGAGGGGUACACAGAAACUUACAGCCAAAGGACCUACUAAUGAGACUGUUAUUGUCACCGUCAUGAAGCCAAAGAGAGAGCAUGUAAUAUACCAUUAUCAGUAUUCUAUAGCAACUAACAAUGAAGUGAAAUCUCGAAGGGAUGAAAUACCUAGACCAUCAGCUUUUUCUGGACAAAGAGAUCCGAGGGUUGAUACAUCUAGACCAUCAGCUUUGUCUAGACAAAGAGAUGACAGUGGUAGAUAUGUAUGGUUAACAGGACACUGGACUGUGUGUGAUAAAGACUGUGGAGAGGGCGUUCAGAGAAGAGCAGUAUCAUGUAUGGACACUAAGAAUCCCAAGGUAGUGAGACAAGUCUACUGUAAUGGUAUAAAUCCUCCACCAAGUCAACAGAAAUGUAUGGGCAAAAUUUGUAAUGAUUCUGCUACCAUUAAUGUACAAUGGGAGAGUGGUGAAUGGGGAGCCUGUUCAUCAUCAUGUGGUCUAGGAGAGCAGUCUAAACCAGUAUUUUGUAAAGCUCAAAGAUCAGAUGGCUUUAACUUUGUUACUAAUGAGGCCAAAUGUCUGGAGGCUUAUCCAAUCAAACCAGUCUAUAUGAGAUCCUGUAAUGACCAUGUCAAAUGUCCAGAAUGGCAAACCACAGCUUGGUCUAAGUGUAGUAAAAAAUGUGGAAUUGGAGAACAGACAAGAAGAGUGUACUGUAGAGGUGCAGACCCAUCUGGUGGUAGAAACAUAUUGUCAUCUUCAGCAUGUUCCCCAUUAGAUAGACCGCUGGAAAGAAAAAGUUGCUUUGACAGUAUAAGAUGUCAAGAAGGCGAAGUUGGUGAACUAGAGAUAGCUAGAAUUGAAAUAAAGCGUGGACAGCCUAGAUGUAGAAAUAGUUUGUACGGUUGUUGCCGUGAUGGACACACUUCUGCUAUAGGUUAUAAUUAUAGAGGAUGUCAUGAAGUUACUUCAGAGAACUGCUUAAAACUUCCUGAAGUUGGACCUUGUAGCAACUAUACAGUAAGAUGGUAUUUCAACCAAACAGAAAGAGACUGUCGGAUGUUUUGGUUCGGUGGAUGUGAUGCAGGGCAAAAUAAUUUUUUAACACAAGAUGUUUGUAAAAAUGCUUGCAGUCAAACAAAAACAGUUAAUACAGUAGUUAUAGAUACGGCUCGAUGUCGCCAAAAACAAGACAGGGGCCAAUGUACCAAAUAUAAAGUUCAGUGGUAUUAUAAUUACAAUGACAAACUAUGUCAGAGAUUUUGGUAUGGUGGUUGUCGUGGCAACACCAACCGUUUUGAAUCUGAAGAGGCAUGUAAGGCCGCUUGUACCUCUAAAGUUAUAGACACAGGUACAAAUGGUCAUACAGGUACUGACCAUGGAACAAAUGGUCAUACAGGUACUGACCAUGGAACAAAUGGUAAUGGACACAGUGGUACUGAUCACGGAACAGAUCACGGAACAGAUCAUGGGACAGAUCACGGUACUAAUGGUGGCACUAAUGGGGGAAUAGAUAACUCAGGGAAUACAGAUAUCUGUCGUUUACAUAGUGAAUUGGGUAAAUGUAGAGGAUAUAUAGUGAAAUAUUACCACAACUCUACCACUGGUCAAUGUACAAGGUUUUGGUAUGGAGGUUGUGAGGGUAAUGCUAAUAGAUUUGAUACCAAAGAGGAUUGUGAAGCCAGAUGUACCAUCACAGUGACCACAAUUGCACCUCUGCCCACAACUAAACCAGGACAAUGUCCUAAACUUUCUAUAAGUAACAUAGGAUCGUGUGUUCAGGCCUGUCGUAGAGAUGUAGACUGUGAUGGCAACCAAAAAUGUUGUUCAAACGGAUGUGGCACAACCUGCCAAGAUCCUGAAGACAGUUAUUUAUUGACACCUCCAGUAAACAUCCGGGCUGACAUUGUCAGAGAUAAUACAGCUUUUGUAACAUGGAGAGAUAUAGAUGCCGCUGAUGCCACUGAGCGUAGAUUAUAUUCUGUUAGAUAUAGGCAACUUGUGGCUGGUUCAGAAAAUCAAUAUACCACUGUCAAUACUACAGCUCAACAAGUGUAUAUCACAGGGUUAUCAACAGGACAACAAUAUGAAUUUAGUGUCAAGGUCAUCCAGGGUACAAAGUUCAGCUUAUGGAGUAUGUCAGCUUACAACACUACAAGAGCUGUCAGUAGAGGAUACAAAGCUGGAGAAUGUCCACCAUUGACUGCAGGAGCUGGAGGAAUAUGUGUUGAAGGAUGUGCAUCAGAUUAUGAUUGUACCGGGACACAGAAAUGUUGUUCCAACGGUUGUGGUCAUACCUGUCGGGAGCCUAAUAUAGUUGAAGUAGCCCCAGAAACUACUGAUCCUCCACAGACAUCAUCAGCUCAGUUCUGUAGCUUGGAUGCAGAAAGAGGUUCCUGUACAGAUUACAAAAUAAAAUGGUCAUAUUCUGGAAGCGAUGGAAAGUGUAAAAGAUUCUGGUAUGGGGGUUGUGACGGAAAUCGUAAUAAUUUUGAGACUGAGGAGGAGUGUGAUGCAGCAUGUCGUAGGAGUGUUACAGUUCAAGAUAUUUGCCAGCUAGCUCAGGCUCAUGGACCAUGUAAAGCAGCACAUAGAAGAUGGCACUUUGACCAGACAACCAAAGAUUGCACAGAAUUUCUUUAUGGUGGUUGUCGUGGUAAUGAGAAUAGAUUCAGGACACGUGCAGAAUGUCUUAUUAGAUGUGGUAGUGAUGAAACAAAACUGAAAGUACACGCUCUCCAUGCUAUGGAUAAAACUUAUAAUAAAAUAACUUUGAAAUGGGAUCCUCCAAUGAUGAAAGACGAUAUCAGACAAUAUAGGCUGUCGUAUAUGGGAGAGCGUUCCUAUAGAGACCAAGUUCAGCGGGACAGUGUGAGUGUGAUAGAUAUCCCUGGCAGUGUCUCCUCCUACAGUAUCAAUGGAUUAAAACCUUCAACACAAUACAGAUUUAACUUGACAGCUAUCCUAGGAGAUGGUAGAAGGGGACCAACAGAACAAGUUGUAGCUGAUACUAUGUUAGCUCCUGAGUACAAGGGUGGUGAAUGUCCUCGUGUAGAAUUGACGUCUAACAUCAAUCCAGAUUGUGCUAGGCUAUGUCAGGCAGAUUACGACUGUUCUGGAGAUUUAAAGUGUUGUCGUGAUGUCUGUGGAAUGUCUUGUCAAACACCCAGACCUGUAGAAACUGUGAAGUUAUGUUUCGAGUCUAUGUGGGGUUGUUGUUUGGAUGGUGUGUCAAUAGCACAAGGACCAAAUUAUAAAGGAUGUCCCGACGCUUGUCAGGGUACAGAAUAUGGAUGUUGUGAUGAUGGUUUCACUCAAGCUACAGGACCAAACAAGGAUGGUUGUGAAGAAGGGUCAGGUGAUGAGGAUAACUUCUGUGAACAGUCUGUCUAUCAAUGUUGUGCUGACGGCAUUACACCUGCACAGGGACCUAACAAGGAAGGCUGUCAAGAGUAUGUUAUUGUAACAAAGAAACCAGACCUUGGCCCGGUUUGUCAACAACCUGAAAAGAGAGGAAGCUGUUCUGAUUACACUGUGAAGUAUUUCUUUAAUACAACUUCAAGCAAAUGUGAGAGAUUCUGGUAUGGUGGCUGCCAAGGAAAUCAAAAUAAUUUUGACAGCGAUGAAGAAUGCCAAGCAGAAUGUGUUAAAAAGGUUGUAGUAGAGACAUUACCAGUAUGUCAGCAGCCAAAGCAGACAGGCAGAUGUCGUGGAUACUUCAAGAAUUAUUUUUACAACAAAGAUACCCGACAAUGUGAACAGUUCAUAUAUGGUGGUUGUGAUGGUAACGACAAUAACUUUGAAACACAAGUGGAAUGUGAAGGACGAUGUGUGACAGGUGGAACAAUUACAAAUGACAGAUGUAAGCUACCAUAUGAUGUAGGACCAUGUAAGGGUAACAUUCCAAGGUGGUAUCAUGAUGUUAGACGAGGAGAAUGUCUGGAAUUUGGAUGGGGAGGCUGUGAAGGAAAUCUAAAUAACUUCAUUGAUAAAGAGGCGUGUGUGGAUGGGUGCCUCAGCGUUGUUAUCCCUAGUACAACAGAUGUUUGUGCACUGCCAAGAGAAACUGGUCGUUGCCGAGCCUCAAUACCUCGCUGGUUUUAUGAUCAUACUGCUGGUCAAUGUAGCCAGUUUACAUAUGGAGGAUGCGAAGGAAAUCAAAAUAACUACGAAACUCAACAAGAAUGUGAAUCCAUGUGUAGCAGGCAACGAGUAUGUCAGCCCUAUGAAGAACCUUUGAUAUCAUGUCUAGCUUACAUCAAGAGAUAUAGAUAUUCUGCUGAGACUAGAGACUGUGAACAGUUUAUUUAUGGGGGUUGCCAAGGGAACUCAAACAACUUUGAAACAUUGGAAGCCUGCAGGGGAAAAUGUGUUCCUGGAACAACAGAUCCCAAAGUUUAUGAUAAUAUAUGUGCCUUAAAACCUGAGGCAGGUAGAUGUACAGGACAAGAUAUUAAAUGGUUUUACAACAGUACAACAGUAAGAUGUGAGAGGUUUUACUAUGGAGGUUGUGAUGGUAACCCUAACAGAUUUGAUUCUGAGGAGGAGUGUGAUAGUUUCUGUAAUAAUGAAGGAUCAGGGGAAGUAACUGUUGUAGAUCCUGAUGUAACUGUUGAUAGUUCAUAUUGUCAUUUACCAAAAGAGAGUGGAGAUUGUGAGAAUUCUUUCCCAGCCUGGUAUUAUGAUCAUUUAGAUGGUGUAUGUAAAGAAUUUGUUUUUGGAGGAUGUGGGGGAAACAAAAAUCGUUUUACAAGUAGAGACGUGUGUGAAUCAUCUUGUAGUAGAGAAGCUGUAUGUAGACUACCUCCAGUAACAGGUAGAUGCAGGGCCAGUUACCCACGGUAUUAUUACGAUCUAAGAACUGGACGGUGUACAGAGUUUAUCUACGGUGGUUGUGAAGGGAAUGCUAAUAGUUUCCAGACCAGAGAGUCAUGUGGAAGGAAAUGUGGAGAUGCUUUAACUCCCGAUGUUACAAUCCAGCCACCUGUUGUAACGGAACAGUGUAAACAGCAAAAGGAUUAUGGGACUUGCAGUGGUGGACAGGAAGUCAUGUACUAUUUCGACAAUACAAUCAACGAUUGUCGUCCUUUCUGGUAUUCUGGCUGUGGAGGAAAUGAGAAUAGAUUCCAGAAUUCUACACGUUGUAGGAGAGUUUGUAGAGAUGACUAUACAAAUGAAGUAAUUCCUGUGACACCAGCACCAAGACCAACAACAACAACUCCUGUACCAACCAUAGAUACUAAUGUUGUUAUAACAGGUGAUGAAUGUGAAGAUGAUAGUGAGAGAGGUACUUGUACUAACUAUACUGUGAGAUGGUACUACAACAGGGGAGAUAAGCGUUGUACACGAUUCUGGUAUGGAGGCUGUGGGGGAAAUGGCAACCGAUUUGUUACUGAGGCAGAUUGUGAAAAAAGGUGUAUCAACAAAGGAAUAUAUCCUACAGCCCGUCCUACUUUGAGACCUCGUACAACCUCCAGACCGCGUCCCCAGAGGCCAUGUGACAACUCACCAUGGGGAUGUUGUCCUGAUGGAAUCACUGAAGCUCACGACUUUUACUUCAGUAACUGCAGAGUAUAUACUGGAACUGAAUUAGGAAAUUUAGUUGAUGGAAACUCAACAGUUAUUGUGGAAAGACCAGAUAGGAAUCUGUUUAUAGAAUGUGGAGGACCUCAGGGAACUGUUUCUUGGUACAAGAAUGGAAUAUUGAUAACAUCAGAUCGUAGAUACACAGUGUAUGAGAAUGGAUCUAUAUUAAUCACAACACUGACUAAAGAUGAUUCAGCUAUGUAUGCCUGUAGAGUUGAUGAUGGAAUUCAUAAGGCUAUUGUCAGAAGGUUUAGAGUCCAGAUAGAAGUCCCCAUCACAAUCUUCCCAACACCAGGAACUAUUGUUGUCAGACCUGGAGAUAAUGCCUUCCUUCACUGCCAAGCCUAUGGAAGUCCACAGCCUACUGUAACAUGGACUAAGUCAGGACAACCUGUCACUAACACAGGCAGAUAUUACGUAUAUCCUAAUGGUACACUAAUCAUUACUGAUACACAACAGACUGAUAUUGAUGAUUAUACAUGUACAGCUAGAAAUAGUCAAUCAUCACCAGUACAGAGACUUGUUCGAUUAUCUUUACAAGAUUCUGUAUCAGCCAGAAUUAAACCUGUUGAAGGAAGAAUAAGAGAGGGAGAUACUCUUUAUUUGACAUGUGAUGGACAAGGGUUUCCCCCACCUACAGUAAGAUGGGAGAAGAUGGGCGUAGAGCUGGUUACAACUGGUAGGAUGACAAUUAAUGGUGCCAACCUACGUAUUACCAGUGUGACGUUAGACGAUACUGGAAGUUAUACUUGUGUGGCCAAUAAUGCUGAAGAAAAAUCAGAAGAUUCUAAAUCCAUACAAGUUAUACCUAAAGAUGUGGAACUUCCAGAAUGCAAGGAUUCAGCAUCUCUGACUAUGUGUCGUCUUAUUGUCAGAGCUGGACUCUGUGGAUAUACAGAUUAUUCAAAGCAAUGUUGCUAUAGCUGUGACCAAUCAAAACUUAGGGGCUAAAUGUUAAAGAGUUUACUGUAGAAUUAUUAUGCAUAAAUGAAAUCUUACACAUGUCUUGGAAUGGAAUAAUAAGAUAUCCAGUUUAAAGUUUUAUAUAAUAUAAACAAAGUUGUGUCCUAAAUCAUUUAAAUCAUAAUAAAAAAAUCUUGUAUUAAUUUUUCAAAUAUUUUUGAAUUAAAUUGCAUAUAAUUUAGUUACAAAGAUUGUCUUCUGCCUUUGAUAAACGAAUCUCACUCAAAAAUGGCUUGAUGGUUUGUUGACCCCAAUAUCAACAAACUGCACUCCAUAUGUUUUAGGUAUUAGAAUUAAAAAUUAUGAAAAUAAAUUAUACAUGUGGAAUAAUAAAUAACAGGAGAUGUGGGAUAUGACCAAUGAGACAACAAUAAAAUGCUACACUUUGUCAUUAUACUCAUUGGUUGUUGUCAAAUUGGCAAUCAACUUUGGAUUUAUUUAGAGACUUUUAACAUAGGACAGUGCAAGAAAGUACUGUUUUCUUCUUUAUGCAUAACAAUUCUACAGAAAACUAAAUGCAAGGGACAUAACUCAAUCAAAUACAAUAGAUUACCUCCCAUGUCACCUUGCUGUAACAUACAUUUUAUAAAAUUGUACUCUAUGCUCAUAUAUUUUCUUUUUGUAAAAAAAAUAGUUGUAUAAUUACUUUAUUUGUUUAAAAAAGCUUUAAUAUUUUUACCUGUCUAUAUUGGUUUUAUAGUUAUAUACAAGAAAGAGUUGUUAAAUAUUUCUAUGUACAAGUUGUGUCGAACAAGAAAUCCAUAAGUAAAUACUCUCGUUGCAGAAUAUAUCCAUUUAAUGUUUACUUAUCAGGGGUUGUAAGCCUUUUUUUAUCAAUUUUUUUGAAAAUGUAUACCUCAAAAAUAUAGCUAAAGCAUAAUCAAUUUUUAAAUUUUAAUAUUUUAUACCCACUACAAUAAUGUAAAUUCAAGUGUUGUAAAGUUCUGUGUAGAGGUUGAAUAUUCUCUUCAAAACGGUUGUUGGAAUUUAUCAAAUACUUAAUUAAUUGAGUGCCAAUAGUUUAUACAGAUUUGAAUUAAAUUCCCUAUAUUUUUUUAUGGGACAAAACAGUUUAUGCAGAAGUGAAGCUGAAAUUCUACCAGGCAACUUAAAAUGAAUCAAGCAAGUUCUAAUUUGAAACACAAUAUUGACAGUUACUUCUUUAUAUAUUGUCUAUGCCACAUAAUUUAUGUUUAGAAAUGAAAAGACUAGUCAAGCUUGUACAGAUUUUCUAGUUAUCUCUUGGAAAAUAUCCUUUGCAUUUUUAUUUUUUUUAUUUGAAAAUUGAAGAGGUAAUUGUCUGAUAUUUUCCAGCAUAAUUUUUUCUUCCUAUAUUAUUUCUGAGGUUGAGAACUUGUGUUCAAUCCUGUUUUAUGCCAGUAUAUGUGUUACUUAGUUGUUACAGUCAUGGAAUGCCAGAUUUUCUGAACGACCUGUAGCAUAAUUUAGUUUGUGAAUUUUGUUGAAGGUCUAUCUUUAGAAUAAAUUUUAGAGAAUAGCUUUGAAAUGUAGAUUACAUAUUGAUUGUUUUCCAAAUGCUUAAAAAGAUAUGCUUUACAAAUUUUGCCCUUAGUAAAAUCAUGUCUGCAGAAUUAUUCAAGUAAAAGAAUCCCAGUUCAUAGUGAAUUAUACAUCGAAAUGUUAUGAAAAUUUGUUUUUAUGUAUUUUAUACCUUAAAUGUUUGCAGAACAAAAUCAUGGCUUGUGAAUAUCAAAUGCUUUCAUUUCUUCAACCUGGUCAUAGUAAUGCCAUGUUAUGUUUUGAAAGUAUUUGUAUAUUUUUAAUUAAAAUACCAAAUUAUGUUUGUAUCUUUAUUUCUGGUAUAUAUGUAUUAAACUGUGUAAUAUGUAUGUAAGUAGUGCUAGAUUUAUUAUUGACAUUGUAGUAUAUUUCAAAUUUGUCAUUCUUAUUUCUAUGGCUUUGUAAAGUAUAUGUCUGUAGGAAAAAGAUUGAUUCAUAGUUCUAUUUGAGAUAAUUUGGAUUAUUAACCAUAAGAUUAGAAUCAGUAUUGUAAGUGUAUAGACAUGAAUCAAUUAUUUCCCUACAUACCCUCAUCAGUCUAAGUCACAUAAGAAAUUAUAACUAUUAAAAAAUAUGAAAACUA